Messenger RNA from Spizellomyces punctatus DAOM BR117, 1199 nucleotides. RefSeq lists its product as uncharacterized. The record is from RefSeq and is a predicted model, not a curated record. Lineage: Eukaryota; Fungi; Chytridiomycota; Chytridiomycetes; Spizellomycetales; Spizellomycetaceae. Gene Ontology annotation, biological process: negative regulation of transcription by RNA polymerase II. Gene Ontology annotation, cellular component: Sin3-type complex. Bases 145 to 885 code for a protein of 246 amino acids. Gene Ontology annotation, molecular function: histone deacetylase binding. The transcript is spliced from 8 exons.
UUGGUUGAGGUUCAACAUUCUACUUGUCAAUCGAGGUGGUUGGAAACAUUUACAAACUUGCAUAUAUCCCUGGCCCUUGUUGAUUGAUCUACGAAACCCACACGGACAACUAUCACCGCAAAACCCCACACCCACCAAAAACACAUGGAUCGACCAGACGCAUACACGGAUUCACAUCCAACACCCAAAAGACCUAAACCCAAAAAAAAGGAGAAAUCCCUCGAUGCACGCGAAAAGGAUGAGCGAGAGGAAGAAGAUUUAGAACACCCCCUAACAAAAAAAGAACGAAAACAUAAAGAAUACCAAGAACGACUCGAAAGACUCAACCGAGACUUUUUACACAACAAAGAACGCAUCUUUCAAGAUAAACUCGGAACCUUCAAACAAGACAUCCAAACCCUCUCCCAAGGAACCCACCCAGAAUUCACAGACAUUCUCCGCGUAUUCGACCAAGAUCGACAACAAGCUGUUGAUUAUGCGGCUUUGUUUAGGGAUUACCAGUUGGAUUGUGCUAAUGUUAUUUAUCGGCAUGAACAUGAUUCGACUGUGUUGGAGUACAAGAAGGAGAAAGAAUCAUUGCGUGAGAAACUAUUGAGUAACCUUGAAGAAAAGAAACGGAAACUAAAAGAAGAUCGUGAGAAUUUUGAUAUGCAUACUGUUGUGGUAGACACCAUUGAAGAUCAACGCCUUGGAACCCGAAAAGCCACCCGCUCACACGCAGCUAAAACAGAUGAUAAAAAAGAAAAACGACGAAAAACGCAGGCGUUACCGGGGUUGGUCGUUUUGGCUUCGGAUGAUGUUGCGUUACAAGAUUUGAGUAUCAUUCGACGGGCGGGGUACGCAGCAGCCAAAAAAAGCCUAGUCCCCAAACCAGUACGAAAAUAAAAUUUACACAAAAACAAAAAUAUACAGUUUUCGAUUCUAAAAUGCUUUUAUGCACCUUUUUCGGCACUAAACACCGAUACACCCACACCGCCCACACAAGCACCCACCACCACCCUCCUUGGAUGAAAGGCCAAAGCCGUGACACCCCCCCACGCCCGUCCAGACGAUAAGAACCCAUCAUGAUGCCUCGUCAUGGCGAUGGAGCGGCCAGUAGCUGCCUCCCGUAUAUCGAGUUUGGUUUUUGUACCCCUGUAAAAUACUUUAGUCACACCCCCUAAAAUGUUUUCUUGAGCUUUCAAACUUACCAUCCAACA